CUCGGAGUCUCAAAAGGUUUACGAUAAACACAAUGCCCUUUGUGAAUCUAUCUACAAAUUUUCCCCCUCAAGUUGCCCUACCAGGCAGAACUUUUCAGACCCUACUAGCUGCCGCGGGAGCGAGGUAUCACAAUAAGACCCCAUUGACACUCGGCACCCUCACCAUUUGUAUCAUGCCAACUUUACAUCAAGGAAAUUUUUGUCGAGAAUUGGUUGGAGGUAGAUGCCAUGGCGGGCUGGUCAGGCAGGAACUCAAGCGGUCGUACAUGGUACUUUGCAUAGAGGUGGGAGAAAGAGACAUUAGCAAGGUUGAAAACGUGCCUUUGUAUCACUGCGCGGCGCCUGCCACGCCGAGCAAGGCUGACUAUGUCAGUGUCAGAAAAUGCAAGUUGUCGUCUACAGACAGAACAUCUCCUGCCUAAUAAGGUUAUACCUAAGCCUACGGAAAGUCAUCAUGGAUAUCUGACCGGUGAGUACUUGAGUACCGGUGACCGUCCAAGGUACAGUCACAUCCAAGCAAUCUGCUAUGUGUUAGGGCCAUCACGUCAGGGCAACGUCAGUUCUGGCGUCUCUUAUAUAUACUAUGAUAGUGGCGGCUCAUGCCAGUGGCUGGCUCAUCAAUCACUUGAUGGGCUUAUCAGAGCUUCUUUUGUUCGUAUAUGGACCUGUUGGCCAGCUAAGGUUGCUAAAGAGUUGACCGUUAUCGCAAACUUCUGCCGCCCUAGCCUCAUAAAAGCUAUGUCCUACCCCAACCCAGAAGAUCGCAAGCACAACCCACAACGCAAAUCCGACGAAACUACUUCCAAGGUUCGCAGAUCCAAGGAUGCGAAAGAUUCCGAAGACGAACGACCCAAGGAUUAUGUAGCCAGCUCCUCAAACCACGAGAGGUACAAAUUUUCCCGCUUCACUCUGGUUUGUAAUGCAGAGAUUGAUCGCUCAUCAGGUUCACGAGUCGUGGAAGGCAGGAUGAGCAUCUGAGACGAAUGCCGCAGGCACAGAUGCAACCCAACACCUGGUCAAAUCCUCCUCCUCAACAUCAAGGCUCCAGUAUGCAGGCACCUCGUCAAGCUAAUCCUUCAUACUAUUCACCUGCACAAUACGCUCCUGCACAACAUGCUCCUGCACAACAUGCUCCCGCUCAACGUC
Molecule: messenger RNA, 1146 nt
Organism: Suillus plorans
Lineage: Eukaryota; Fungi; Basidiomycota; Agaricomycetes; Boletales; Suillaceae
Exons: 4
Coding region: 367-978 (203 amino acids)
Source: RefSeq, a predicted model, not a curated record